AUGGCAGCAAACUACACCGUCUCUCGCGUGGUUGACAUUCUGUCGCACCUAGGAGGCCCUGAAUGCACGCAUGAAGACCUUCAGUGGUCUAUAGACAUCCCUGCAGGGCAACAAUUCCUCCAAUGGAUAGCAACGCAAGUCCCUGAGGUCGACUCGCCGUUCAACCUCGGCGCCGGGAAAACCUUGCACGCAGCAUUACGCCCCAUCGCUUUGAGUCAAGAAGAACUAGAUCUAAUGUCGGCCACACGUGCCAAAACUAAGGCCGCCGACGAGGAUCCUGUGCCCGAUACGACCCGAGUUGGAGGACUCCUCAGGACUGCUGGACGUUACGAGACUCCCUUGCAAAUACGGCACCGUCUCGAGACAGCAGAAGUUCAGGCCGAGGUCACGGAACGACAAAUAGCUCGACUGAAAACUCGCCUCAAGGCCUCGAAAAUUGCUGCUCUAGAUUCAAAGCAAGCUAUACAUUCGCUGAAGAAGGAUAUACAGUCCGCGGAUCGAUCUAUUGACAAGCAGCAGCGGCAAGUGGCGAAGCUUUCAGAUGAGGUACAAAAUACCAUCUCUAUCUGUACGUAUAUGGGUGAUCGAAUUACGUCUCUUUCAGAGGAGUCUCAGGAGUCUGGUUUCCUCCAGAAAUCGAAAGCCACAAUUGCUUCUCUGAAAAGUGCUCGUUCCUCCGCGGCGACGUCUACACGUCGACUAUACGAAAACCUCGACGCCGCAUACAGCUCGCUUCCUCACGCCGGCGAACUUCAGCAAGAUGCCGCUCGAGUACAAUCCAUACUCGCAGAUGUGUCAAACCAACCCGAAGCGCUUCUUCAAGCCGCAUAUAUCAACCAUCUGGAAGUAGCCACGAAGAGACUGAGCAGCUCAGCGAGCUUACAAGCGCUUCUGAGCGAAUGUGAUGCUUUUGAAGACGCAAUAGACGCGAAGGACGGCGAUGUGAAAGCUGACCUGGUAGUUGAUGUUAAGAAGGAACUUGAGAAUGCGGGAAGACUUGAUCGUCUUGCUUUGCUAAACUUUCAAGAGAGGGGACUGGAUGAGGCUUGUAUCACUCGCUCUUGUUCAAGUCGUGUCCAACCAGCGCUAGAGACAGUGCACACAUGCCUUCGAUCUCGAAGUACCCUUGCGAUGGAGGCUGAAGCAAUCGUCAGUGCUCUUAUAGAAGAACUAGAAGACAUCAAUGAUGCCGCAGAGUCCGUCAGAGGAAUCCGGGAAACACCAACCCAAGGCCACUCUAGGGACACCGAUGGCAUCCUUGAAUCAGAGUUCAUCCUUCUCCUGAAGAGAUUAAUUGGCUCGCGGCCCGGCGUCGUCGAACGAGCGACUGUCCUUCUCAACCGCGAAGACGUCGAUAGGGAAAUCAACACGCUCACCCAGGAGAUAUCGCACGCGAGGUCCCAGGAAGACAAGUGGGUGUCAGAUCUGCGUGGUCGCCUCCACAACUUGUCAUCGAGUACCGACCCGCUCGUUUCCACUGUGUACUCCAACGCUCCCGUGAACACAUCUCCUCCAUUUGCACAGCCGGCGCCCCUUGAGGCAUUGUGCACACAAACGCGCGCCAGGGCAGAGGAGCUCGCGGCAGCGGCGGCUAAAUUGCAGCAAGUAACCGAGUUGAGCUCUCGGGACAAACGCAAGCUGGGCGUGUUCGUGGAGAAGUGGACCCUUUAG
Epithele typhae is the source of this 1671-nucleotide messenger RNA. RefSeq lists its product as uncharacterized. The record is from RefSeq and is a predicted model, not a curated record. NCBI's taxonomy places the organism in Eukaryota, Fungi, Basidiomycota, Agaricomycetes, Polyporales, Epitheliaceae. Bases 1 to 1671 code for a protein of 556 amino acids. The transcript is spliced from 9 exons.